AGACGGCGGCGGCGGUGGUGGAGGCGGCAGCCAGUGCUGCGGAGGAGGCGCAGCAGCCACCAUGCAGCCGCCCCCCAGGAAGGGGACCUAUGCCAAGUUCCUCACGAAGUUCCACUCGGAGCAGGUGACAAAGCUGCAAGCCAAGAACCAGUAUGAGUGUGACCUGCUGGAGGACAUCCGGAACUACACCCUCAAAAGAUCAGCAAUCGAGAAGUCAUACUCUGAGGCGCUGCUUAAGAUCUCAUCGGCAUACCUCAAUAAGAAAAUCCCCAACAUCCCAGACAUCAAGACAGAAGGCGGUGAAGAAAAAUGGAACAUGUGGAACGUGUGGCGCACGGUACUGGAGGAGAACGAGAAGUUGGCACGCGCGAGGUUGGCAGCCGUGGAGGUAUUCCACCAGCAGAUAGCGGACGAUGCUAAGGUGCUACGGUCGCAGAAGGUCCAGAACGCCAAGAAGUCCAUCGACCAGUUGGUAGUCGUGCAGAAGGAGCUGCAGCAGUGCGUGCAGGAUGUGGAUAAGACCAAGAAGCUGUACUUCGACGAGGAACACAGCGCGCAUGACGUCAGGGACAAGGCCAAGGACAUCGAAGAGAAGUUAAAGAAAAAGAAGGGUUCGUUCUUCCAGUCAAUUACAUCACUUCAGAAGAACAGUGCAAAGGUAUCAUCGAAACGCGAGCAACUGGAAGAAAAGUCUACGGGGGCCCGUAACGACUACCUGCUGAGCAUAGCAGCUGCGAACGCCCACCAGAACCGCUACUUCACCAAGGACCUGCAGAACACCAUGGUGUCGAUGGAGAACCGCGUGUUCGAGAAGGUGGCCGACUACUUGUCGCUGAUUGGCCGCACGGAGCUGCUGACCUGCACCGCCACGCAGACUUCCUUCACCCGCAUCCGGGACCAAGCGCAACAGCUGACGCGCGAGUACAACCUGCAGUGCCUGUACCUGUUCUACCCGGUGCUGAAGCAGCACAUCCAGUACGAGUUCGAGCCGUGCGAGAACGACAGCAUCGACAAGGUGACGGCAGACCACUCGUCGGCGCAGCAGCAGCUCAGCAAGGAGGCCAAGCGCUGGGCGACGCGCAUCGCGCGCGACAAGCAGAACGUCGCCGAGUACGAGAGGCGCCUCGUCGCGCUGCAGGCUCUGCGCGACCAGGGCCAGAAGGUCGAUCCAAAUGAUGUAAACGGACCAGAUCUGGAGACGAAAAUCGAAGACCUGAAACACAGCAUUAGAAGGUCUGAGACUUCCAAGGUGAAAGCAGAAGCUCGCAUAGAGUGCUUGAGAGCAGGGGGAGUGAACGUGGACGAGUGGCUGCAGGAGGCGGACAGCCUGAGCGUCCAGGACAUGCCCCGCUCCGCCAGCUCGCUCUCCAUGCGGACCGACGGCGGUUCGGGACAAGGGGAGGCGGCGGGCUCGGACUCUCUCUACGACAGCGACGUGGACGCCAGCGGCUCCGAGGUGACGGCGGUGGAGCGCGGGGGCCGCGACGAGGAGGCGGAGCGCCAGGAGGCCGCGGAGGUGGACGCCAUGGUGGAGGCGGAGCGGCAGCGGCUGGAGCAGCUGACUGCGGGCUGGGACGACCCCACCAACGUGGACUGGGGGCCGCCCGACGACAGCGAGCCGCCCCCGUCCGCGGGGGCGGACUCUACCGGCACGGAGCACGACGCGGAGGCGCUGGGCGCACAGGACGCCGAGCCACGCAUCUUCCCGCCGGGGCAGACCUUCAAGUGCAUCGCACUCUACAACUACACGGCGCAGAACGCGGACGAGCUGAGCAUCGUGGAGAACGAGCAGCUGGAGGUGGUGGGCGAGGGCGACGGCGACGGCUGGCUGCGGGCGCGCAACUACCGCGGCGAGGAGGGCUUCGUGCCGCAGAACUACCUGGACGUCGAACAGACGGCCAGUGCCGCUGGCGCCGCCUUCGAGCUGGCGCAGCAGAUCUCCUUCAGCUCCGUGGACUACACGCUCGACGACGACACCGCGGUCGUGCCCGAGGACGAGCUGCAGCACCAGCAGCAGCUGCAGCAGCAGCAGCAGCAGCAGCAACAGCAACAGCAACCUGUGGAGGCGGUGUCGCCGCUGACGGUGAGCGCGUCGGGCUACUGCGUGGCGCUGUACGACUACGAGGCGACGUGCGAGGACGAGCUGACGUUCAGCGAGGGCCAGGUGAUCCGCGUGCUCAGCAAGGAGCCGCACAGCGUCGACGACGGCUGGUGGGCCGGCGAGAUCGCCGCAACUGGCCACGUCGGCCUCUUCCCCUCGCUCGUCGUCGAGGAAUGCCGCGAGGACGGCGAACCGCUCACGCCGCCGGCGGACGACGAGGCUCCCAGCUCGGCGCCGCCGGUGUUCACGCCGCCGGACGUGCCCAGCUUCCUGCUCGCCCCGCAGACGGUCGUCACGCAGCCCACGCCAGAAAUCGAGAGCUCAGCAUUCUCCAUGCAGAUGACGGGAGCACAGCACCAGCAGUACGGGUCGCAGUUUUCUGGAGGCCCGCCCUCUAUCGUCACGGGACCUGAGACCAUUGGAGGAGACGACGUGCCAAGCGUCACGGUGCAGGUAACAGAGGAGGCUGGGGAAGAAUCCGGCACCGGCCUGCCGGUGGAGGCGGCAAGCAGCGGCCCCGAACCUGGUGGCGAAUCCUCGGCGUGUGAGCCGUCGGCGCCGCCCACCACUCUGCCCGGCGUCGGCAUGGGCGGUGGCCUGGGCGUCGCGCAGAUCGUCAUCACCGCCGCCACGCCCACCGUCGAGGAGCCCGAGCAGCCCUUCCCGCCCCCGCCCGACCCCGACGAGGAGGCACCGGAGGCGGCGGCCGCCGAGGCCGACGGGGAGGUUCCGCCGCGCGGCCCCGGCCUCGUGGGGGCGGACUCGGAGGAGGCGGACGCGGGGCCGGACAGCGCGCCCGACGACGACGAGGAGCCGCCCACGUACGACGCGGCCACCACCACCACCACGACGACGACGAGCGAGACGCGAGGCGAGACGGUGGCGGAGGCGCAGCUGGACGACGAGAUGCCGACCGACUCGGCGCCGUUCCCCGCCUCGAGCAGCACGGCCAGCGACGAGGACGAGUCGUUGUCGGCCCCCAGCACGGCAGACAACAGCACGCAGGCGCCCGUCAAGGUGGCGGCUCUGCCGCGCGACGACGAGCCGCCGCCCCCGCCGCCGCCACCUCCGCCUCCGCCGCCGCCCCCGGCGGCUGAGGAACAACAGCAGCAAAAGGAGGAGGAGGAAGAGUGCGCCGUGCCCCCGAUGCGCCAGCCGCUCGGAGGCCGCGCGUCCAUCCCUGACGAGCUCGAACCCCAUCAGCUGGCGCAGCUGCAGGACCUCAAGGAAUCCAACGCGUAGGCAGACGGCAAGGUCCGCCUCUUCGCCCGGGUUCGGGGUCCAGCUAACGCUGCUUGUCACUACACUGUGUGUUCUCCCUUUCUCCGAACACACAACACGGACGCGAGUUCGGUCGAAACCUUGCAGACAUAUUCCGGCGCAACGACCCUUACGGCUGCGCGAGUUAUCACACUGCUCCUCAUCUAUUCCACCAUAGAAAGGGCUAUUACUUCCUUCUCCCCCAUCUUAUUGUUUCACACCCCUUGCAGCGGACAUUUCCAGCUCCAGAGUCCCACUGUUACAUACCAACCUUUCGUCCAGCUAUCACACUGUACAAAUUAGAGUACAAGGGCAACGUUUGCGUUCUGACGUGUUGCACUCUGUCAGAUACGGAGCAGUGCUUAUGCUUCUUGGGGCAAUACGUUCCACAAAUACAACUUCUUUCUGACCUCUAACAUACUGGGAUUUUUAUUGAUGUAACCUCCCUCUUUGACAAUACAGUUACGAAGCUUAGUGAGUGCUAAGACACAUUCUAAAAGGGUACCGCCAUCUAAUCCAAUUUGUGAUAAUGUUUUUAAUGCCCACGGCAUUGUGAAAGAUAGGCGAAAGGCGAGCGAAUUCUGAGGAACCUACCCAGGCUUCAGUUUUGAAAGAUUGUUUUCGCAAGCUCGCUGUUUUUCCGUAUAUACAACACGGAUGGACGAGGACUAGAGGAACCCAGGUGGGAUUUUGCGACUGCAAUAAACACCUGCUUCCCACUGGACGAAACUGUGACGACAUUUAGUGCUUCGUGCGUGCAUAAUCUACAGUGAUUUCUUUCCUCCUUUCGGAGGAAACUCGAUCGAUAGAUAACAUUUUGUUUGACACUAGUUUGUUAUCAACACUGCGAGACCUCACACGCAAUUCCUACUCUAUAUUCAUCCACAAAAAAACCGUAGUUACUUCCUCACUACUCUGUUCACAGGUCCAUGUUACUAUUUAUGUACUGUCGACCAAAUAUUCUUUCCGGUCAGUACAAUGGCAAAACACUUCCCCCUUUUGGGAUGUAAUGAAUAUUGAUAGAAGAUAAUUUUACCGAUUUUUUCUCUCAGUGCGGAACUAAACACCGUCCGUGAAGCAGAACACCAAGGUCACAUCAUGUACUAAUUCCCUAAACUACGAGUGCCAAUCUAAGCGAAUAACCCCAGAAGUUUCAGGGACUUCACACACAAUGUCUUAUUGCGUUACUCAUAAGAGAACUAAAUAGGCAGCGCGCUGUCAUGACACGAUUUAACAUGCGGCUACAUUUGGUCGGAAAUAUAUUAUACGAAUAACCUUGCCGUCUGCCUAGCAAGUAAAAGUGCUCAAUGAUCUUUGUGGACGGAAGCCGACUGUUAAGACGGCCCACCGUCUGCAGGAGGGGUUUAAAAAAAAAUAUGGGAACAACAUUUGAAGAACCACACUGAGUAAAGCCAAUAGAGGAACUGGUGUUUUUAUUUUCUAAAUCUGCUUGUUAGUGGUUUCUGUGCUAAGCUGGUUACAACAUGGACAACUUGCAACAGCGAGUCAAGCGUCAAUUGUCAAUUGCCGUAGUGAAAGCAAACCUUUCUCCUCCUCUCCUGAUCAGCCACUUACAGCAUCCACCACUGGUGCGGGUGCCUGUAGCGUAAGCAGAAACUUUUGUAUAGUACAUAUAUGUGUGUUAUGGAUGUUCGUUGUUUUCACAUGUGAUAGAUGAUAUUUUUCGUACUUUUCUGCCUAAAUUUCUAUCAGCGCAAAGCGCACGGCACAAGCUCGUCAUUUACUUUCUCAAACAGCAAAGCUUCUGUCCAGCUAAGCUGUUCGUCUGUUGUGUAUGUGUGUAUGUGCUGGCGGCGACAUCUGAUGAGAAAGACAGAGCUACUCCGUCUGUUGUUGUCUGCGAUCUGCCUGUCUUGAACGCAGUACGUUGUGCAAGAGCAUUUGAGGGAGGUACAGCCAUGUACGUACCUAUUAGCGGUUUACAGUGUUGUUAUAUUCUGAAUACAGAAAUAAUGUUGAGGCUCACUCUUACUAUGUAAGCAUAUCUGAAGAAGUUAUUUCUCUACUUCUGCCCUGCGCUUACUUAUCUGAGGAGCCAUGGACGCAGAACUAAUAAAAAUAUAUUUCCAUUUCCGUUUCCUUCCCUUCACGCUUAUGUUUCCCACUUUCUGAUUUGAGACUUUCCGGGAUAAAUUGUAUCUCCGUUUCUGUUCUCUGCCUUUCAAUUUUUCCAAUUUGAGAAGUCAGUAUCACCCGUUUAUUGUCGAAAGUACUGCGAUGGAGCGAAGAGCAGAAGACCACAUGCGAAAAAGAGAAGCAGUGAGGUCUUUCAAAGCUUUGGGACCAUUAGACGGAUUGGAAACAUGUAUGACUUGAACACCGUGCGGAGUAGAAGACAGAAAGGCAGAAAGAGUCUACUCUGUUACCACUUUAUGUAUAAGAGGCUUCUUUCCAUACCCUUUCUUGCGUACUGUGUAACCGAGAAACUUUGUCUCUUAGAACAUGAUAUAUCUUUUUCAUUUUACAUGCCCUUUCCUUUCUCAAUACCAGUUCAGUUUUAAGUUCGGUUUUCGUCUUUUUAAUAAAAUACAUUUUGCUACUAAUGCUUGUUCAUAGUCAGUAUGUUAUAUCAUCCUUGUGGUACUUACCUGAUGCCAUUAUUCGUACAUCAGACGUAAGACAAUAAUGGAAUUUUUCGUUUCAUUUAUCUUGAAGGAAUCGUCAUUAGACAGUUUCGCUUGCUAAGUGAAGCAAGACUUUCUAGCUAGGCGAAUCGCAGACAAGGGGCCACCUGUUCGACCUUCCUCGAUCUAGCAUCCAUUACUUGCUGCGUUCUUGGACGCCCUAACACGAGAUUUCCACACUACUCUAAAUAGGAAUAGGAAUGCCCUGUUUCACGCAGACAAAAGCGUAUAGCAAGAAUAAAAAUAAGUUCCUCAUAAAUUAGGAGCGCCAAGAAUAAGUAUAAAUGACAUUAUUUCACUCUCUAUUACUAACUUUGUUCCAUAAUGAUGUCCGACAGCUAUUUUUUUUAAUCUAGUCACGUGACUUUUUUAUGAUAAAGUCAGUCCUCGACCAUUCUAUUGAAGAUUCGAAGAGUUGUAAGUAAAAUCACACCCAACAGUCAUAUUCACGGAAUUUGCUGAAAAUUUAGUGUCUGUUGAUCAGUCAAAAUAAUAUCCUGGUAUACAAUUAAUUUUCAAAACUACAGUAACUUCUGUAUCUUGUAAGGGUCCGGGAAUCUGUUCUUUAUGUCUUGAAAAUUGGUCAAACUAGUGGCAAUAAAUAGACUUCUGGCACUAUCUUCAUGUCUUGAAUCGGUCAGGCUUAUGCAAAAAGAAGAUCUCUAGCAAUUCCACCUAAGAUUAAUAUAUUCCGGAAUUAGACAACCAUCGGUAGAAAAUAAAUGCAGGCAUGUCGAACAAUUACAGAUGUACCCCUGUAAUUUUCUAACAGCGUUAAAUAUUAAACGCAAUGACGUCAGAUAUCGCAAUCAUACCUAGCUUAUACUGAGAUAGGAAAUGGCAUAAUUACGUAGAGCUAAUUGCUGUUCCACAAACAUAAUUUUCACUGACUUUGUUUAUAAAUUAUAGAUAUAGCUCUUCGACAUGAGUCACUCAGCUAGAUAUGUUGCUUUCUGUAUGCUGUUUUCCUGCCAUCUGAGCUAUCUUAAGAACUGCCUGAAAUUAACUUUAUAAUAUGCCUACGAUGUUUUCAUAAGUCAUGGAAAACGCCAUUUUAUUCUUAAUAACACAGAAAUUGUUUUUGAGACCGUAACUACAAAAACUUACUGACAGGUUUUCAUACCAGAAAUUGGAUUUGAGACAUUCGAUUCGCUCUGAAGUUUUGAAAUGCAUCGGCAAAAGCAAUGAUGAAGAUAGUUUAUCGAAGUAGAUGUUUAUGAUGAUGAUUUUCUUUCCUCGGCUGCAUUCCACUGAAGUUCUUCAGGGACUAUUCUACAGCUCUUGUGUGAGUUUUCAUGUUGGUGCAGAAAAAUUUUGUGACGAGCUCCCUCAGUGUUUCUGUGUAACCUUAUCAUAUAAACUGACCUUCUGGGUUGGGUGCAGUGAAAUUAAUCAUGUUGGAGACCAUAUUUUUCAAAAUGUCAUACUGAAUUAGUUUGUCCAUUUACCUUUCUACUCUUUCCACGCCUCUGCGAUUCAGACGUUUGCUAUUUGCAGAAAAUUCAAUAUAUUUCGUUUCCUUAGUUGUCUUGCAAUAAUUGUCGAAGCUAACCCAUAUUCAAAUAUGCUGCAAUGUACCCUGUGGAGUUUUACAGACCAAGAAGUGUGUAUCUGGAACAGCCACAAAUUAUCAAACUACUGGAGAUGGAAGGUGCCCUUGGCGUCUACAUUUAUUAGUCUUUUGUAUUCCUUUUCUAGAGAGUACAAUAACAACGAAAUGUGGAAUAUUACAUUCCGUAUCACAUUUUUCUUUUCUCGUAAGUAUGUCAACAGCUUCAUUUAUUGAUUUCUGAAGCACAACACGGCACAGGGUUCGGCUCACAUUUUGCUCGGUCGCAGCGUACGUUCUGUCUUAACGCGUUGUUUCCGUUUACUUUGAUCCAGUAUCUCUUUCUUCUAUUGACCUGAAACACGGAGCUCAUUUGCCUCGCUUUAUAGCUCACUACAGAGGAGACGAAUUUGCUGUGGUUGCCCCUAGAUCACAGUUACAGGGACUGCUUUCUCAGAUGUACUUGUAAUAUCACCAACUAACUCGAUUUGCUUGUAUAUCACGGUGCUUGUAAACAAAUUUCCGAUCAUUGUAUCAAACAUUUCCGUAGGUUUUCACCACUCUCCUUUGCCUCUAGUGGAUCCAAUGAUUCUCCACAUCAUUUUUCGUUCAGUGAUCUCAAGUUUCGCGCCGUUUUACUAGCUAACUCCGUUUUGAAGGCUUAGAGUAUACCUGGACGAAUGAUGACGCUGUCAAUGUUAAACUUUGGUCUGGAUGGCAAGUCUUCGUAAUUCAGCGUCUUUCGCAAACUGAAAAAAAAACAACAUAUUUAUCUGUUGCUUGAGGCUUUCCCGAGGGACUAUUGGUAAAUACGAUUCUCGGUGGAGACGACGGAUGUCGUUGUGAAGUUUUCACAAUAUUUCGUCAGCGCAACUGACCGACAUGUUGAGGUGAGGCGACCACACUGCUACAGUGUCGUUGUGAAAUGUUCACAAUAUUUUGUCGGCGCAAUUGACCGACGUGCAGUGAACACACUGUUGCAUUGUGUUCGCCAUACCUGGAGGUGUCGGUCAAUUGCGCCGACGAAAUAUUGUUGAAAUUUUACAACAAAAUCCGCCGCAUCGCUGGAGAACCAUGUUAACAGACUAUUUAUGUUUUCUCUUUUGAAAUGAAGUUCUUAGGUAACUGAAUUUUUUCGUUGGUUUGAAUCUUAAUCGGCGUGUAGGCAGUAGAGUUUCUUUUUUUUCCUUCAUCCUUUACAUCAGUAUGCAUUCCGUCUUUGUUUUCAGUGUUCCGCAUGAUACCUUCUGUUGUGCUUUUCACCUCGUCUUAAGUGAGCAUCACAGUGCCAUAUGCAUCAGCAUUUAUAGUAGAGACCAACUGCUCCUUACAAUGACACACACAACCCACUAUUAGCGUCAACUACUAAAACUUUGCCGGUAGACUUCGGUGUCAUCUUGUAUGUUUUUAGAUGUUUCGUUAGAGCUGGCUCCGUAGCUGAGUGGCCAGCGUCGCUAACUACUAUGUGAAAGACCUGCCUUCAAUUCCUGGCUGACAGGGAUUUUUCCUUGCUGAUAGGACUAGAAAGUGGUCCAGGCAGUAUCGUGACACCAAUUCAGGAGCUGUCCGAACGAGAAAUAGCGGCUCGAAGGUCUGCAAGGCCAUCAACGUCCAGGAGAGCGAUGGGCUGAUUCCAUACCCGUCCGUACAGCCUCCAAAUGACGCCAUUGGCCAAGGUGAUACGGCGAUCGGUUCGUCCCGAUUGGCGCGUCUGUGGACCAAGCGGCGGAGGUAUGCUUGCUUUUGCUUUUUGUCAGAUCGUAACUCUUUCUGCGACUUUCUCUGUGUCUCUUCCACAACGCUGUGUUACAGAAAUUUCGUGAUAAUGAAUGAAUCAGGGAGUUCGACUCAACAACGGCCUCAUGGUGUUCCAAAGAACAGAGAACAGGCUGGAGUUGGUUCCUGGAAUGAGCACUGUUAACUCCGUUGGUAGUACUUCACCGAAAAGCAUCUGCAUUGCUGUCCGGUUCAAACUCCUUAACUUGUUACAUUUAUUUGAAAGAUCAAUAAUUAAUCACGACUCGCUGACUACCAUUGAAGAGUUACGUAGUCAGUUCCGCCGGUUAUCAGGGGUACAUAUGUUUGCAGCCCUAAGUUCAAACAUCCUGAAGAAUAACGCAAACUGAAUGUAAAACCUUUGUUCUGAAUAUAGGAGUGAACAGCUAAAAUGUGUCCCAAUGAAUGCUUUAUACUUCAAAUACUGUCGGACAUCAUUACUUCUGUAGUGUAACUAAGAGAGUGCUUAUAAUAAACCGAGAUUCCAGUAAGCCGAGGUAACGUGGCUCGUGUGUCAGCAUACUUGUCCAUGUGAUGCGUUUUCAGGUAUAAGUGCUAGUGAGAAAUGCAGCAGGCGGACCCUAAUCACACUUCGUACAGUGUUCCAGACAGACGAAGUAGCUCUCUUUCAGUGCGUGCAUGAAGCCGCUGGUAUCGAGGUCGAAACUGCCCAGACAUUAAAGUGUUCUGUGCUGGUACAGCGCUUGACAGUGGUGGAUAUGGCUCUCCAUGCACGUGAGCCUGUUUGAGUAGACAUCCUUACGAUUGACUGUAUAGCUUCAGCAGCCGUGUUUCCUGAAAUAUAAGACGUUGUAAGCUCACCGCGACAUACUUUCGAGGGUAAGGAAAAUGUCUGUCGCAAUAGAAAGGACGUUUUGGUAGAACAUGAAAGGUCAAUACUAUAGCCAUCGCGCUGCAUCCUGUUGUUUAUAUUACAUAUAAAUAAUUUCUGAAUUCAAGAUAUACCGCAUUAAUGUACGAAGUUUUUAAUAAUCACAGACACAAGAGAUCAAACCCCAUAUCCAGAACUGUACCAUAUUCCUAUUGUGGUUAGUAUCUGCAACAGAGAUCCUAAACGACUACAGAAGAUGUGUACUAGGAAGUGACCUGUCGUUGUUCUACCCGCUGAGUAUUGAUUUCUGACUGACAGAUAGUCAAUGGUUUUCUAAAGCGCAUUUAGAUUUUCUACUGCAGAAACUACCAUCAGAUACAAGAGUCGCUUACAAUGUAAAGAAGUCCUCAUUAGAUAUUAUGGAACUCGUAUUUCGUAUACGGGUGAUGAAUGAGACUACCAUUUGAGGGAGAACGAUUUUUUUCUGUCACUUUGUGAUAGUCUUCAUGAAAGACCUUGUAACCAAGGGAAAUUUGUUAUGAACCAAACCCCAGAAGAUACUCCACUCUCAGCGAGAUUCCUGGAGCAAAAGCCAUAAAAAUAAUAAUAGUAAUAAUAACAAUCUUUACACUAAAAAGACACUGUUCAGUUUUAAGUUAGUACAUUCAAUCAAAGUCUACUCAGAUUUAUAGGACACUCUAACCUAAUGAUAUACGUGGUAUCCCAAAUAACCACUGACAAACUUCAUGGACAGGUUCCUUAUACAGAAAUAAGUAAAAAGUCUCUUGUAAACAUGGGGUCCGAAAUGCAUACCUUAAGUGGUACGAGCAGGUGUUCAUCUUCGAUACUACGAAACAGAUACCUUCUACUGCAAGGUCUUUGCUUUUCAUAUUCUGGGAGGAGGAAGUUCUAAGAAAAAAAUGUCUAAGUAAACAUGGAUCUAAAACGCAUACUUGAAGAGCUAUGAGCACUUGUUCCUCUUCGCUAGUGUGAAAUGCAUCUCUUCUACCGAACAAGGGAUCACAGCUCUUAAGGUAUGCAUUUUAGAGCCCAUGUUUACUUAGACAUUUUUUCUUGUUUCCCCUCAAAAUAUGGAAAGCAAAGAGCUUGCAGUAGAAGAGAGAUGUUUCAUAGUAUCGAAGUUGAACAAGAGCUCGUAUCUCUUAAGACGUGCACUUUAGAGUCCUUGUUUACCAUACAUUUUUUCUUGCUUUGGUGUAACUAACCUGUACCUUAAGUUUUUCGAUGUGGUUUUCUUGUUUUUUUUAUUUUUUAUUUUAGUGGGGGAGGGGACACUGUGCAUAAGUAAGUUGUUCUCGAAUAACUAAACGUCCUAAGACAGAGGCGAAAUGGAAGUGUGAAUCGAAAUUAGAGUUUCUCAGACGAGUCUCAUUGUCCUCGGGCACAUUCACAAUUGCAAACAAUCUCGGAAUUUUUACCACACCUAGAUUUCUCCAUUUAUUCCUUGUUCAUCCUUGCUGAUGGUAAACUGAUGUUGAAUGUCUAGCUUACUGUAGCUACGCAGUCAGUCAGUUUCAUAUUGUCUUUUCUGAGAGAGAUAUUUCGUUUUAUAAGUGCGUGAUAUGAUCCGGUGCAUUAUAUUUUUGUUUCACAUUUAACCACUGACACAUGAAAAAAAAUCUCGCUGCUCGGAUCAUUUGGAAAGCAACGUCUCCCGAUUUGAGUACACAUUUAUUCCAAUUUUACUGCUCCCUUUGUGUUAUGCGAAUGUUUUCCAUUAUUAUGGAGUAUCAUUUUAACUUGUGGUGACACAUUCAGUGAUACUCAAAUAGUUGCGAUAAAUGUUGACAAAGCAAAAGGUAUUCAUCUCUUCUGCUCUUUCCGUAAGCGGCGUUUUUCUUUGAUACCCCUAUAGACAGAUCGGUACUACAGUUGACGACCUUUUACAGGCUCCUUUCAGGUAUUUGGAUUGAUACUGAUCCAUUACAUGUUUAAUCUAGUCCUUAAAUCAACACGGACACACGACUUUCUAUAAAACACUCAAAAUAAUUUUGGCAUGACUCAUACGGCCAAUGUGUUCCAAUUAUCUCAUCAGGUGUGUAACGUUAGUGACUUUAACACUUUUCAUUUAUGCACAUUCCAGAAGUUGAAUGUGGGUGACUUAGUAGUUCUGCCACGUAGUCUCAGUAAUGAGUACAAUUUGUACUGCUGGAAAGAGUGAAGUUUCUUGAUAAAUCAGUGGUAAACAGUUCACAUUUCGUAGCAAUAUGGCAGCAUUGGCGUGAAAUCCACCAUAUACAUCAUGAUUUGAAUGCAAUGUUAAUCUGAUUUACUCCAGAUUCCAGUCGUUAACUCUAGAAAGGCUGUAUGGCCUGCUCUUUGUUUACAUCCCACAACAAGCACAGUCCAUCUAUACACAAUUCUUCCUAGUAAUCAGUUACAUGCCAGAGAUCCACACGGUAAAUAAGCCUUCCACAGAUAAUCUCUUCCAUUCAGGUUGAAAGAAAGAACUUGAAAUCUCAUCGCCUGUCGAAAUGUUGAACAAAAUAUUUACUCUGUCCACCCCGUAACGUUACAAAAGGUGGCCACUCAAGCUUUGCUUGAGUCUUUGUUGGUUAAAGACACAACUUUGCAUCCUCGUCAUCCAUAAAACUUUUCAGCAACAAAAUAUUUCAGUGACUGACUUCACUCAUCCUUUGCCAGCAAGAAACAUAAUUUGGCUGUUGUUUCUCCCUUCAGCUGUUGGGAGUAGUGUUAUCGACGAGCUGUGUUUCAUUGGGAGUAGUUCUCAUCACGGCACGCUCUCUCAAACGACACAUCGGUGUCAGAAAUUUUGUAAACAGUGCUGCCAUCUGCAAACUAUGGACAAAGCAGUUCAUCGCCAAAUGAAUACAGUUUGUCACAAUAAGAAGACACUUCUCACGAUGGUCGUCGGAGCAUAUGGAAAUCCGCCUUUUCUUGCACAUUAUUUGGCGCGUGGAGAAUAGCGAUGUGGAAGGAAUGAAUCAGCUGUAUUUUAUGGCUCUACGAAAGUGGAAACAAUUGAUUUCUUUUUCUCUUUCAGAGACAUCAGAAAAAUAGUCUAGGCUCAUGGUGGACCAGACUUCUGUUGUUUUUAUAUAUGAUAGAGAUAAAACAACAAUUAUAUGAAAUAUAGCAGGACAUGGUAAAUACACACUAGGUGUUGCACCGGCAACAAGAGAAUGCAGCGAUACUUCACACGACUUGUACGUAUGUUUUUCCUUUCCUUACUGCGUCACAGCAAAGACAAAAAAUGUGCCAUAUGUAACGGUUUUCGUGGAAAACUAAAUUCGAAUUCUACUUAUUGUUUCAUUCUUUCGGGACAGAAAAGCAGACGUCGUAGCUAUCUGACCGCCGUUUGUACACUACAGUAACGCAGUGUCCAUAUGCAUAAAAUUACUCUAAAGGGGAUUUAAAUUCUGAACGUACAUACGACGUUACUUAAGUCUUCGGCGUACUGUGUUUUGUCGGCUCCAUGGAAGCAGAAAACAGAACCGGUAAUGAUCCAACACUGUCGUUCAUCUACUCGCUAUCUGGACGUUUCGAGCCUCGAACGUAGCUGGCAUCAUGGGCGUACUCUCUGGUCGGUUAUGGGGUGCCUGGGCCUAGUAUAUCACCACUCAUUAUCUUCUCUAAGCGGUGCCUUCUUAAUGGUUACAAAUGGGAAUACUCAAUUGUUACUCCUGUCUACUCAAUGUGCUAGAUAUUCUUAAGUGUACAGUUGUAUGUAUAUUAAAUAUGUAAUUAAUGUAAUAAUAAGACAAUGCGUCAAUUCUACUAGGAGGCCACAAGUCUCUGUGUCUGAGAUACAGUAAUAUUCAGCGGGAAAAUGUGAAAUCUAGUUCAUACGGCACUGAUGGGAGUCAGGUGAAUCCUUGGGAAUAAUUGCGACAUUGUUGUUUAAAUCUUCACAUUUCAUAACGCGAUCGCCUAAAUAUUUUCUUUGCUUCCCCAUUCUCCUCUCUGAUGAAUAGAAUAAAAUUUGGAGCUUGGACGGUCUUGCCCAUUUUGAGUGCCGUGUAAGCUAGGUUCAUCGUAUCGAGCUACAGAGCUAGAGACAUGAGUUCUAUAAGGAUGCAACUGAAAUGUUUGUAGCGUGCACUGGAUUCACUCCUUCUGUUCCCAAGUGUGUUGCCUAACUUUUGAAGCCUUACUACAAAAUUAUGCAUUGACGUCCUGUAAUAUGCUUUAACCAAACGAUCCCUACGUUAUGUAACUAUAGCGAGAUAAGUUUCGAGAAGAAUGAAAGUGGAUAUCUUCAAGUGAGUACUUACAAAUAAUACUGAAGUAUGUGUUGUGUAAAGUAGGCUAAAUGUAUAUGGAGAUCAAUGUUAUGUAAUGGAUGUAGUUAAAUCUGUACAUCAGAAGAGUUUUAAAGAACAGUUGUCAAAUAGAAGUAUGGUUGUACAGAAGUUUGUUAUUUAUUGAUCUAUUUAUUGAUGUUUGCUGGUAUGUAAAUCUGAUUAUCUAAAGUCGUGAUGAAUCCGCACAUGUAAAAGUGAAUACUGUACUGUCCAAAAUAGCCAAGAGAUUUCUAGGACGAUAUUAUAGAACAGAUGCGAGAUGUAAGUUGACAAAGCGAAUAAACUAUACUGUAUUUCAAGAAUGGCUUUCAAGACCCGACUUUAGUUUAAACAGUUUUCAAAGUUAGUAAGCUCCUUAUACAUUAAAUAAAUAAUGUACAACAUAUCUUACGAAAAGAAAGUUUCUGACUGAUCAAAAACAACUCAUUCUUUCUGUGAUUGUAAGUACAUACAUUAGUCAUCAACUAAUAGAUGAAGUCAUGGUA
This is a messenger RNA of Schistocerca gregaria, 14934 nucleotides long. RefSeq names its product protein nervous wreck (gene nwk). NCBI's taxonomy places the organism in Eukaryota, Metazoa, Arthropoda, Insecta, Orthoptera, Acrididae. Gene Ontology annotation, molecular function: protein binding. Gene Ontology annotation, biological process: neuromuscular synaptic transmission; regulation of actin filament polymerization. Bases 62 to 3343 code for a protein of 1093 amino acids. The record is from RefSeq and is a predicted model, not a curated record. The transcript has 21 exons. Gene Ontology annotation, cellular component: recycling endosome; neuromuscular junction.